AUGAUCCGAUUCAUCAUCGCAGUUGCAUUUGUUUUGACUCAAGUUGAAUCGAUCAUUGCGAGCAGUCGUUUUUUGAGUGCUUAUGAGAGGAAAUUGAAUGAUAUUGAGAAAAGAAUGGGCAAUGACGAGUCUUUGAUCAAGAAUGGCCGAGUGAAAAGGAUUAAGUGUGUGGAGGAAUACGUUCCAAUGGAGGAUACCAAAACUGGUUCAACAUGGCAGAAACCGCAGAAGAAAACACUACUACCUUUCAAUGAAGACGAGAAUGAUUUAGGUGGAACAGCGAUGAGCGGUGAUGCGAGAUCUAUAAAAGAACGAACUUUUUUAGAUUGGCUGAACAGAAGAAAUGAAAUUUACGUCGGCGAUGAAGAGAGAAUGGCGAACAAGCAUGGCAGAUUUAUGGAUGGUGUCAUCAAUGUGAAUGAAGAAUAUGCUGAUGAGGAGAACAAUAAUCCACUGGAUUACGAAGUGGAGAACGAAGAGUCUGAGUUAAAUAGCAAUGAUAAUGUACCUUUCGAUGAAUACAAUAAUGAACAGUUAAAUGAUUCAUUUCGUAUGAUCAGUGCUAAAGAACUCCAUGUCAAAUGCGUUUGUCAUAAGAGGCUCGAUUUGGGACCGUAUUUGACAUCUGACGGAUAA
Messenger RNA from Anisakis simplex (herring worm), 636 nucleotides. Lineage: Eukaryota; Metazoa; Nematoda; Chromadorea; Rhabditida; Anisakidae. The record is from the annotation of a GenBank genome assembly.